Galdieria sulphuraria is the source of this 805-nucleotide messenger RNA. Its product is annotated as nuclear transcription factor Y, alpha. Gene Ontology annotation, biological process: regulation of transcription by RNA polymerase II. Gene Ontology annotation, molecular function: RNA polymerase II cis-regulatory region sequence-specific DNA binding; DNA-binding transcription factor activity, RNA polymerase II-specific. Gene Ontology annotation, cellular component: CCAAT-binding factor complex. The coding region runs from base 133 to 654 and encodes 173 amino acids. The transcript has a single exon. The record is from RefSeq and is a predicted model, not a curated record. Lineage: Eukaryota; Rhodophyta; Bangiophyceae; Galdieriales; Galdieriaceae.
CACAGACUAUUUGGGAGAUCUGAAAUCAAUCGAACAAGAAUGUUGUACCGAGUCCAACUGUGUUUGUUAAGUUAGGAGACUGGGUAGUGGAAAGUUUUCUGAGAGGUUUUGGUUUUCGAAACCCUUCUUUCCAUGCAAGCAAAAAGUCAUUUACCAUCUGUAGACUCUGGCAGACCUUUUCAUAACUUGCAAAUGUUCUUGACUAGUUACGAACCGUCUUCAAUAUAUUCUCAGUUUCCGGGGGCUCCACAAAGUACCCAUGAGGUUCCUAAUCAACUUAUUUUGCCUCCCUUCCCUGAAUUACGACAUCUUGACGUGAUGCGUCAGCUAGAGAAGAGUCCUGAGAAGACUAUUCCUUUUGAAAAUUAUCAAGAACCACCAGUUUAUGUGAACGCCAAGCAAUAUCAUCGCAUCCUAAAGAGAAGAGAAGCGCGAAAGAGACAACUUGGAAAAGAAGCGUUUAUAGAAAGAAAAGUUAAACGGCCGUAUCGCCAUGAAUCUCGCCAUCGACACGCCAAGAACCGGCAGAGAGGCACGGGUGGAAGAUUUCUAAGCAAGUCGGAAAUGGAAACGGCAAGCUUACAACAGAGUGAUGAAGGAAGUUCUCAAUGCUUUGAGAGACAAGCUGAACGUUUGUCAGUUUCGUGUGAAUGAUUAUUUUAUUUCUGGUGAACGUGUUUCCUCCUCUUUUUUGUAUGAACAGUCUAACAUAAAUUGGCAAGUGUUAAUACGAGAAACAGUGUCUAGUUACUAGUGUCACACACAGUUGCCUUUUUUGUGGCUUUGGGACCUACGAAUUCAAGAA